CUUGUUUGGCGGCACAGCUAAUCCGUACAAGUAAACUGCUUCUGUUCAAACCGGCUCUAGAUAACUAAUAACCUUUCUCAACGUCUAGCCCGGCUAAUCGACAAAUCAUUCGAGGACAAUGAAAAAACUCAAAGAUCAAAAGAAAAAGAAAAUCAAGCACACAUGAAUAGCCGUACGGCUGUGUCUCACCAUAUCAAGGCAAAAACAAGAAAAAAGGAUCUCGCAACAUACAAGGAUCCGUGUGCGGAUGUCAUAUUUCGGCGAUGGCUGCUUCCCCGAGCACACCAAGGGGAGGGUGACCGACCUAACCAGUCAGUGGUGGCGGCAUAACCUCCCUCUUUGGCCUUUGGAGAAUUCCUCUUUAUUUUUAAGACGAAAUGCUUUGCUUUCAGACUUGAGAUUAUCAAUUUCGUGAAGAUACCCGUCCCAAAGACGAAAGCGGACGAAGAAGAACGAGCUAUACGCCCAUUUACGGACAGCUCUAAGUAGAGUAGUAUAUGAAGGAGAGUGAAAUAUCCUCCCACCCAAUAUCCUCCUACUCUCAACGAUGUUAUCCAAUAUCCAUUUCAUUGCCCCAGUAGAGAUGAUGCUCUGCCUGGUCUUCGUCCUUCUCAUCUCCCCAUUCCUCCUGACCUGGGUAUUUACUAGCGUCAAGGCACGUUGCGAGUUCCAGCAAGGGAGAGAGCCCCCCUUGAUCCCUUAUGCCAUACCAUGGCUUGGUCAUGGACUGUUCUUCCGCCGCGGAACGACUCGUUUCUCGAGCUGGGUUAGGGGAAAAUAUCCUAGUCUUCCCGUGUCGAGAACAUUAAUGGCAGGGAAUUACCUGUAUACAGUUUUCGACACUAAACUGGCAAGCCAGAUAGAUCGCCGCCCAAAGCUAUUCACCUUCGAUCCCAUCGUGCUGCUCGUGAAUAAAGCAUUCGGAGCCCCUCAAGCCGACCUUAAAAUCCUUGAGAAAGGUCCCACUGGUCCAAACGGUGCAGGUGACGGCCAAGGCCUGAUCCCUGAACUCCAUCGACAACAUAUCCCUGGCCUCAGUGGUAUAAAUCUACCCCCGAUGGUAUCUAAAUUCAACGAGGUUUUGACUGCAAGCUUAGAACAGGCGUUUUCAAUGAAAGAAAGCCAUGGUAACAGCGGCACAUGGAAAACUCUGGACUUUAACGAGUUCCUGAUGCGGCAUUAUACGCUUGCUUCCAUUCCGAUGAUAAUGGGGACUCGUCUCAUGGAAGUUUGGCCCCAAGCAUAUGAAGAUCUUUGGGAAUUUGAUUCAUGGGCAUUGGCACUUACGACGAACUUACCCGGCAUAUUUAUUCCAGAGGCUGCUGCAAGUCGAAGCGCGAUGGUUUCUGUCUUAGAACGAUGGGAAGAGGAAGCAACCAAGCACCGAAAAUUUGAAGACGUGGAAUCGGAAGAUCCCGCGUGGGAUGAAUAUUGGGGAGCCAGGUUGAUGAGGCAAAGACACCGUACAUUUCUAAACAAUGGCAUCAGUAAACGAGGGCGGGCUGUUUUCCACCUCAGCCUUAUGUGGGCAACAAAUGCAAAUGCCAUCCCGGCCGCGACAUGGAUGCUGAUACAUUGCGUUCUCGACCCGCAGCUCUACGGUCGAGUUCGUCGCGCAAUAGCAUUGUCUCAGAAACAAGAUGGCACGCUAGACAUCGGAACCCUAGCCACAAACAAGCUCAUAAAAUCGCUAGUCCUUGAGGUACUUCGGCUAUACGUUUCGUCACCAUCAGUGCGGCUUGUCUUGGAAACGACUGAGCUUGGGGGUUACGUGUUUCGCAAGGGAGGAACGAUAUUUAUUCCCGGCAGAGAAUUGCAAACAGAUCCAGAUGUUUGGUCUCCGGACGGCACGUUUGUGGAUGCUUCUGAAUUCUGGGCGGAAAGGUUUAUUGACAAAGAACCAGACGAUAACGAAAACACGGGAGCAGAGAUUAACGCGGAUACGAAAUUGGAGAACCUGGGUGGACAGAAUGUGAUAAUUGAAACUGGAUUGACCCUGUCGGCGGACGCGAUGUCGAUACCCGGCAAGGCAAGAUCAAAGCCGCUCAGAGAACGAAUGUACUCCAUGCGUCCCUUUGGAGGAGGCACCUCCUUCUGCCCUGGAAGGAACCUCGCGAUGUAUGAGGUCGUUGUUGGCAUGGUGGCCAUAUUGUCGGCAUUUGAUAUCGAAGUAGAUAAGGAAGCACUGGCUUCGAAUGGAAUGCCGCAACCAAACACUAACUUGUCGGGAACAAUGGGCCCAGAUAGGCCGUUUAUGGUGAGAAUGAAGAAGCGAGAGACUGCGGAAUAGAGCCCACAGGGCUUAGGUAGAGAUUCCAAGAAUAUGGCGGAGUAGGGGUAUGAAAUUAUUGAAGACAUAUGGAGAUAGAACGAUAGGGAGGAUGCAGGAUUAGUGUUUAUUUCUAGUUAGCAAACGACAGCGACAGAUGUAUGGAUAUAUAUGAAGAAAGUAGCAAAAUAGUCUAGGAUUUCAAUGAGAUCGGAGGGAAACUCUCGAACAAUCAAUGAUCAGCCAUUAUAUACAUACAUAAAGUCAUAAGUCAUACUCGG
This is a messenger RNA of Blastomyces dermatitidis ER-3, 2550 nucleotides long. RefSeq lists its product as uncharacterized. Bases 548 to 2290 code for a protein of 580 amino acids. The record is from RefSeq and is a predicted model, not a curated record. Lineage: Eukaryota; Fungi; Ascomycota; Eurotiomycetes; Onygenales; Ajellomycetaceae. Gene Ontology annotation, molecular function: steroid hydroxylase activity; oxidoreductase activity, acting on paired donors, with incorporation or reduction of molecular oxygen; heme binding. The transcript has 3 exons.